Molecule: messenger RNA, 529 nt
Organism: Lactuca sativa (garden lettuce)
Lineage: Eukaryota; Viridiplantae; Streptophyta; Magnoliopsida; Asterales; Asteraceae
Product: transcription activator-like protein
Source: RefSeq, a predicted model, not a curated record
AUGAAUUGAUGAUGAUUACCAUUCAAAGAAUACGCAAUUUUCACGAAAAUGGAAAAAGUCGAACGAGACAAGGAGCAGAUAAAAGUGGUGGCUGAUGAGGCAGCCGGCAGCCGCAAAGCCAACGAAGAUAGACUGAGCCACCCCAUAAUUUCAACUAUGGAGCCUCUCACCCACGAAGCUUACGGCGGUGGAAUGUACGGCAAAGAUGACGAUAAGCCACCACCCAAAAAUCCAAGGCAACCACCGGCAAGUGAAACCCAAAGCGCCGAUGGACCUUCAGAUACAACUCCGGUGGUACUUAAACAUAAACCACCUCCGUCUUCCGGCGAUAGGGAUAUUGACAUCACCGGCCAAUCUUACAUCCAGUAAUCUAUCAAGAAAUAUUUUAAAUUAGUUACUGUUUUAUGCAAUCUAUAUAUAGACAUUAUCUCCGGUAUUAUUUUAUCUUGUAGAUGUAUAUUGUCCUGUAAACAUAGAAAUCUUAUGUAUUACUAUAAAUAAUAAUAUGCACGAGCUUUGGCUUUUGAUU